AUGUCUCGUUCAAAACAGCGCCGCCAAACCAUUAGCGGAAAAUCCCGUUCGUCGCAGCUCAAACUUAGGCUGAAGAAAAACAACAAACGCAGAGCGCCGCCUUCUAUCUCAAGUGGUGAUUCAUCCAGUGAAGAUAUGAAUUCUGGUAACGAAGACGAUGACGACGAAGAUGGCGGGGACUCGAGUGAAGAUGAUGAUGAAGAUUCCACCCCAGCAGCGUUUGCCCCGUCUUAUGGUGGCAAGAAACGACUUGGCCAUAAGACGGGGCGUACUGGUGGGAUUUCUUUGUUGCAGGACAGGAAGCUGAAGGGUGAGCAGGAUGCUGCUGCCGACGACGAUAUUAAUGAAGAUGCAAUCUCGGUUAGCUCUGUUAGCUCUGUUAGCCCCGGUGAUAUCGACGAUUCCGACGACUCUGAUGAUUAUCAGGGUGUUGAUGAAGUCAGUGAUGGCGAAGACGAAGAGUUGAUGCUGGAGAAAAUCGAAGAGGAGAUCAUUCUGGAAUCUGAAAAUGAAAGGUCUACGUUAAGCAGGCUGGCCGGUAGUGUCAGCGGAGGGGACGAAUGGACGGGGUUGGAUGACCUUGAGCACCGUCCUUUCUACUCUGCUGGCUCUUUCUUCGAUGAUGAGCAUCUUCUCCUACAGUCCGGAGGACACAGUGACGCCGUUGAUGCAGGAAUGACCAGCGAGGCGGCUGAGACACCUGUUCAACGACGAGUUCACUUUGAGACGGAUGACUCGUCCGACUCAGAUAAAUCUAGUGAUGAAGAUGAGCUAUUUCCCGACUUUCUACAUCAGGAUCAACUUGACCCUGAUCUACGACGCAUGAUCGAGACGGAUUCCACUCCUGGGCGAUCACAAAGUUCCCUUGAUCUGUUUGUCAACAGUGACUUCUGUGACUUGCCUGAUAACAUCUAUCAUGUGGAGGAGUCCGAUAACUCGAUGGGAAGCUCGAGUGGUUAUGAAUCUGAUGAUGGUGAAACCACUGAUGAGGAGGAUUACCUUCCCCUCGCUACCAUCACUCAUCCAAGGUCCCUUCUCCGCAGAGAGUCGAGUGCCUCACUCUCCGGGGACGAGGAAAACAAGGCUGACUCUUGUGUUCCUCAGCGAGGACCUCUGAGAGGAACCUUCAUUGCUGAUCCACACAAACCAGUUGCUGUCGUUGCUCCCAACGGCAGACAGCUAAUUCUUAUACCUCCAUAUGCAUCUUCCCGCCAUGAGUGGCUCGAAUCAGCUGCCGGUAGCCUGGUUAACACCGCCAACAACUCGCCUCGUACUAGUACGAUGCACAAUGUCGACGACAGUGAUACCGAUGCACUGGUAUCUCCUCGUCACACCGACAUGAGCCCUAUGUUAAGCUCCAAUGCCAACCUUAUGAUGAGUGCACUGGGAAAUGACUCGGUAGGCCAGGUCACGGGCCCUCCGGAGGCAUUCUAUCCUACCAACGGCUACUUGAUGGAUGCUAGUUUCGAUGAAGACGAAGAUGACAGCGAAGCCAUGCUUAACGUCGAUGACUUCAUCAACUUCAGCGACGAUUCGUCUGACGAUGAAAGGGAUGACUCGGAUGAACCAACUUCCCCAGCUGCUACAUCUACUAUUGGCUGUCAAACACCAACACCUAGACGCCCUUCUGGUACUGCAACAGACAACGACGAGACCCCUACACAGGCCAGCAGUGCUGAACGACUUCUCAACCACCUUGAUCGCGGCAUUGUCACUGCCUUCCGCCGCAAUCAUAAUAGAUACCAGGCACUGAUCCGUCUCCCCCAUCACAGGGAGUUUUUACCUGCAAACUCUCCAUCUCAGCCUGCAAGCGCCUUCAAACGCUCGAAUCCUCGCACGCCCACCAGAAAGAGACAGGCAAGCACAUACCUUGGCAGCGAGGCUGUCCGGAGAAAGCUGGUAGACUCACACCGCAGCAGAAGAAACACUGUUGCUUACUGA
This is a messenger RNA of Trichophyton benhamiae CBS 112371, 1941 nucleotides long. RefSeq lists its product as uncharacterized. The transcript has 2 exons. The coding region runs from base 1 to 1941 and encodes 646 amino acids. The record is from RefSeq and is a predicted model, not a curated record. NCBI's taxonomy places the organism in Eukaryota, Fungi, Ascomycota, Eurotiomycetes, Onygenales, Arthrodermataceae.